Conger conger (European conger) is the source of this 2261-nucleotide messenger RNA. It is a transcript of the gene kctd12.1, whose product is annotated as potassium channel tetramerisation domain containing 12.1. The record is from RefSeq and is a predicted model, not a curated record. NCBI's taxonomy places the organism in Eukaryota, Metazoa, Chordata, Actinopteri, Anguilliformes, Congridae. Gene Ontology annotation, biological process: regulation of G protein-coupled receptor signaling pathway; protein homooligomerization. Gene Ontology annotation, molecular function: protein binding. Gene Ontology annotation, cellular component: postsynaptic membrane; presynaptic membrane. Bases 192 to 1070 code for a protein of 292 amino acids. The transcript has a single exon.
ACGCUAGCCAGCAUAUUGUCGUUGCCAUGGUGUGCGCAAAGAGUUAACAUCAGUCAUAUCAGCGGUCUGCCGCUCUCUCCUCCUACAUCACUCUGUUCAGACUACAUAACCAAACCAAUAAACGCGCGUCCAGUACUUUUUACUUGCUCGCUAGCUGUUGUACUUCGCCGGGACUCGGGGAUUUCGCAGAAAUGGCUUUGGCAGACACCGCGCGUGGAAUAUCCAACGGCGAAGGUUCCAGAUCAUCCACCUUUUCUGAAAUAAUCGAGUUAAAUGUAGGGGGACAGGUUUACGUUACUCGACACACAACUUUGAUCGCAGUCCCGGAGUCCCUCUUGUGGACCAUGUUCAGCCAAAAAACGCCCCAAGAGCUGGCUCGGGACAGCAAAGGGCGAUACUUUUUGGACAGGGACGGUUUUCUGUUCCGUUACAUCUUGGACUACCUGCGCGACCUCAACCUCGUUCUGCCCGAUUACUUUCCCGAGAAGUGCCGACUGCAACGGGAAGCCGAUUUCUUCCAACUGCAGGACCUCUCCAAGCGCCUGAGCCCCAAAGUGAGUAAGGAGGAUUUAAUCUGCGAGGAGAUCUCGCAGAGCGACCCCGAGGAGGCUGCGGUCCUCAGUGGACUCGCUGCGUCCAGCCUGGAGUCAACUCGCCUGGUGCCGUCCGUCAGCGGCAGCAACACGCGCUCUCCGUCCCUGGAAUCGCGUAAAUCUGGCUAUAUAACAAUAGGAUACAGGGGCUCCUAUACCAUUGGUAGAGAUAUUCAAACCGAUGCCAAAUUUCGGCGGGUAGCCAGGAUCACUGUGUGCGGGAAGACGUCUCUUGCCAAAGAAGUGUUCGGAGAUACCCUGAACGAGAGCAGGGAUCCGGACAGACCACCGGAACGGUACACGUCCCGUUAUUACCUGAAGUAUAAUUUUUUGGAGCAGGCAUUUGACAAGCUGACCGAAGUGGGGUUUCACAUGGUAGCUUGCAGCUCCACGGGCACUUGUGCGUAUGCUAGCAACGACCCAAACGAGGACAAAAUCUGGACAAGCUAUACCGAGUAUGUGUUCUGUCGGGACUGACUCUUGGAGAGGGUGAGGUCUGAAAUGCGUAAAGUAAGGCAAAUGGAAAGAGCGGUUGGUCAACAAAGAAAAAAUACGUUGUUAUUCCCUAGCUAUUGUAAAUAGACACCACUCUUAUAGCCUAAUUCUGGUUCGUUCCUAACAAUAGCUUCUCAUAAAAUGUAACCGUUUCAAAAGACAUCUUGAUAUUUUCUUGGAAUACCAAACUAUUAUCACAUGUUGACAUAUGUCAAGUAGUUACUUCUGAACGCUGUUUUGAGGUGUACCCUACCAGGCUGCUAUUGCAGUCCAGUACAUUUCGCUAACGGUGAUUUCUGAUACUGUAUUCAAAGAAAAAGAAUUUAAUACAUUCAUAAAAAUGAAUCAUAAGCAUACACAUCUAUUAUCCACUAUUAGCUUACUACCCUUCUUAUAAAUGAUUCACAAUAUUCAGUAUCCUCUUUCACGGCAGGUAGUAGUAGUAUGACAGCUAAGCAUUUAGGAAUUGCUUUGUAAAUCAAUGUAUUUUAUUUGCAAGUUGUGCUGUAUGAAACCAAGAGUUUCACAUACAUCACAUUAUUUUUGAAUGUUCAGAAUCAAUAGCUGUUCGUGAAUGUGUUUCUACUAAUUAUAUAUUUUUUUACAAUAAAUGUUGUACAGUGGAUGCACUAAACGGAAUACUAUCCUGGCAGUUUAGUCCACAUUGUGCCUAUGUAUAUUUUUUUAAAUCAUAAAGCUUCUGUAGAGUAUCCUGAGAAGUCGGAACACCGAUGACCGCUCGCCGUUUCAACUGGGAGCACAGGUCAGGACUGAGUCAAGUUCUCUUCUAGCCAAAAUUUCAGUCUUUCGACACCUUGGGAUAAUUAAUUAUCUACAGACCUGAGAUACCAGGCAGUCGCACUGUUUUCUUAAUUUAGUUUGACGAGAAGAUCCUGUUCUUUUCGGUUCUGACGCUUUUCUUGUAAAAUGUAAACUGUUGGGACCUAGUGGGGAAGUAAAUUCAUGCAACACAGCCAACUUUUCAAAGUUGCAUUCAGUGCUUCUUUUAAAUCUCGAAAGCUUUAUUGCUUGAAUCAAUCAUUCUCACAUUUUACUGUAUAGCUCUUUGUGUGUGUGUGUUUUUGAAUUUGUCUGAAUGCACUGACAUGCAUCUGUCCAGUGUUGUAUUUAUCCUUGCAUUCAAAUUAUAAAAUAAAGUCUUUGCUUUGUGAA